Ochotona curzoniae (black-lipped pika) is the source of this 4639-nucleotide messenger RNA. It is a transcript of the gene ZNF467, whose product is annotated as zinc finger protein 467. The transcript has 4 exons. The record is from RefSeq and is a predicted model, not a curated record. Gene Ontology annotation, cellular component: nucleus. NCBI's taxonomy places the organism in Eukaryota, Metazoa, Chordata, Mammalia, Lagomorpha, Ochotonidae. Bases 414 to 2210 code for a protein of 598 amino acids.
AAAGGCCCCAAGGUGCAGGGGUGGAAGCGCCCCGGGUGAAGGCCAAAUGCGGGGUGGGGUGGGGUGGGGUGGAGGGGCCAGUGGUCUGAGACUGGCUCUGCCACCUGCCAGUUGAGGGCAGCUGGGGGCUGCUGCUCGCCGGUGCUGAACCCAAGCUAGCAGAAGUGGUUUUUCAAGGCCUUCCUCUUGGGUCGGCCUCGGUGUUUUCAAGGUGGUUUUUCCUUCUGCAGGCCAUCCCAGCCUGCCCCCUCCUCCAGCUGUGCCUCGAGACACACCUUUCAGGGGAGAGCUGCUGGGGUAGAGGAGGGGCAGGGCCAGGGCGCAUGUGGAGGCUGGCAUAAGAAGACUGAAGAUGGCUCUUCUUCUCUUAGGGUCUGUGGCCUGAUCCCCAGGAGGAGCUGCUCUGGGUUGCCAUGAGGGAGACCUUGGAGGCCCUCAACUCCCUGGGCUUUUCUGUGGGUCAGCCGGAGUUGGCCCCCCAGAGUGAGCCCAGGGAGGGGUCCUCCAAAGCCCCGGAGCAGCCAGCCUCUUCCAGGGAAGAGCAGACCCUGGUACCCUGUUCUCUGCCAGGACCCGAAGCUCCCAGACCCGAGGAGGGGGCUCACACUGAACAAGCUGAGACUUCCUGCCUUGGAGGCCAGCUGUGCCCACCCCAGAAGACUGAGCCCAUGGGCUCCUGCCCAGGGGAGGAGUGGAUGAUUCGGAAGGUCAAAGUCGAGGAUGAGGAGCAGGAGGCCGAAGAGGAAGUGGAAUGGCCCCAGCAUCUGUCCUUACUGCCCAACCCGUUUCCUGCGCCUGACCUGGGUCACUUGGCGGCUGCAUACAAACUGGAGCCAGGCACACCAGGGGCGUUGAGUGGGUUAGCCCUGGCCGGGUGGGCUCCGGUCGCGGAGAAGCCCUACGGCUGCGGAGAGUGCGAGCGGCGCUUUCGGGACCAGCUGACGUUGCGGCUACACCAGAGGCUGCACCGGGGCGAGGGUCCCUGCGCCUGCCCGGACUGCGGGCGCAGCUUCACGCAGCGCACGCACAUGCUGCUACACCAGCGCAGCCACCACGGCGAGCGACCCUUCCCGUGUUCUGAGUGCGACAAACGCUUCAGCAAGAAGGCGCACCUGACCCGCCACCUGCGCACCCACACGGGCGAGCGGCCCUACCCGUGUGCAGAGUGCGGUAAGCGCUUCAGUCAGAAGAUACACCUGGGCUCCCACCAGAAGACCCACACGGGCGAGCGGCCCUUCCCUUGCACCGAGUGCGAGAAACGCUUUCGAAAGAAGACGCACUUGAUUCGACACCAGCGCAUCCACACGGGCGAGAGACCCUACCAGUGCGCCCAGUGCGCCCGCAGCUUCACACACAAGCAGCACUUGGUGCGGCACCAGAGGGUGCACGAGGCGGCCAGCAGGACCCAGCCUUCCCCCGAAGCUCCCGCCUCGCCCCAUUCCCCUGCUGCAUUACCCACCCCCUCCCCUCCGGGGCCCAGGCCUUUUGCUUGCUCCGACUGCGGCCUGAGUUUCGGCUGGAAAAAGAACCUCGCCACUCACCAGUGUCUGCAUCGCAAUGAGGGGCGUCCUUUUGGGUGUGAGGAGUGUGCGCUGGGCGCCUCGGUGGACCCUGCCACGACCGAGCCCCUGGCCUGUGCUCCCCGGGGUCCGGACUGUGCCCCCGGCUCGGGCCCCGCGGCUGCCCAGCGCGCACCUGCUAGCGACCGGUCCUUCUUCUGUUCCGACUGCGGCCGCGGCUUCGCUCACGGGCAGCACCUGGCGCGGCACCGGCGCGUGCACACUGGAGAACGACCCUUCGCCUGCGCCCAGUGUGGCCGUCGCUUCGGCUCCCGGCCCAACUUGGUCGCCCACGCCAGGGCGCAUAGCGGGGCCAGGCCGUUCGCCUGUACGCAGUGUGGCCGCCGCUUCAGCCGCAAGUCGCACCUGGGCCGCCACCAGGCGGUACACACGGGCAGUCGCCCCCACGCCUGUGCCAUUUGCGCCCGCAGCUUCAGCUCCAAAACCAACCUGAUCCGCCACCAGGCGAUCCACACAGGCUCGCGCCCCUUCCCGUGCCUGCAGUGUGGCAAGAGCUUCAGCCGCAAGACGCACCUGGUGCGGCACCAGCGCAUCCACGGCGAAGCCACGCGCUCCUCCUCAGAAGCGGACCUCUCGGCCGCGGCCUGGCCCACGGCAACGGAUGUGGGGCCUCCUCCAAUCUUUUUCUGAGCCUGCUUCUUGCCAGGAUCCUUUGUCUGGAGAGGUCCCCCCACUCCCCCCGCCGGGCUGUGAGCCCGAGGACCUGGGCUUGCUGCCUGAUGCCUGAGACCCCCUGCCGGCCAGGGUAAGCAGUGGGCAAAGCCUGGCUCUGACCGUUCCUAGCGGAUACCUGUGCACAGGGAACCCCUCCGGGAGCCAUUCAAGCCUCAGGUCUUGGGAGAGUCCCACCCUGACACCCCCUCAGAAAAGCUGACAGUUUCCAGCACCCAGCAUGGCCAAAGAAGGCAUAGCCGGGGCUGUGCAGCCGGGGAUAUGGCUAUUAACUGCAAGUGCCAGGAGCUUCUGGGUUGUCAGUAAUGGGGGAAAUGGGGAGAUCCCUAACUCUGCUGUUCAGCUGCCUGUCCCCAAGCCCCACUGCCCUUUCUGUCUUAGCCAGUUGCUGUUGCUGACUGCUUGCGAAUCAAAACGUAAAACAUGAAACAGAGUGGCCGACCCUCAGUGAGGAGUUGUACAGGAAGAAGCUUGGAGAACUUUCCCUCGUGGCAGAUGCAGCAGAGCAGCUGAAGGAAGUGCAGAGGGGGCAGGCUGCCCUUUGGCCAUCCCCAUGGAGACGGCACGCCAGCCUGGGCUCUGGACUCUGCGCAGCUCUGCUGAAGGGCUCUGGCGCGGCUGCCUCACCUGCUGCCGGUCUGGCAGCCAAGGGGAGGGGUCCAGACAGCAAGAGCAGGCCAAGGUCGCCUGCGCAGCUCACUUUCAAACUGAGAGCUGCAUGAGCCAGGGUCCUGAGUGACUGCACUCUGUCAGCCUGGGCAGAGUCUGAGGAUGCCCAGACAACUGGCAAAGAGCUAGGAAGGCCUGCAAAGGGCACAAGGGGGCAGAGGUGGGGAUCGAAGGGGUUGAGUACUGGGUAUCCCAGUGAGGGCAAGGGGAGGAUGAGGGGGUAGGAAGGCUGGUCUGGGAAUAAGCAUUCUUGGGUCUGGUCCCUCUCCCUCCCUGCCUCAUGGAGGACUUGAGCACAGCAUCCAUUUUUUCCGGGGUAUCCACUUUCUAGAGUUGAAGUUGAUGAGGCCUGAGACCCUGUCCCCUGGAGCACCACCAGCAGCAACAGUGACCUUCGCAAGUACGUGUUAGUUGCCUAGUCUGGGCCAGGUCCUUGCUGAGCCCUGGGCAUAGCAGUAGGCAAGGCAAGAGGGCUUCUGGGCUGCAAGGGAAGUCACCUCUCAAGCUGGGAAAGGUCGAGGGGAUUCUCAUGGUGCAGACACGUCUAGGCUGAGGUCUGGAAAAAGGAUGUGAGUGAGGACGGUGCGGUAUGUAUGCAGGCCCGUGGUGCCGUGAGGCCGGAACGAACAGCCAGUAGGACUGGAAGCCAGGGAAGUGGCCCAAGGACCAGCAACACCUGUGCUGGAGGAAGUGCAGCCUUGGGGGUUGCACAGCAGAGUUUAGGCGCGGCAGAAUCUUGGCACCUCCACAUAACCUUCAGAUUCUGUGUAUUCACACGCAUGACCAGGAGGCCUGGCUCGAGGGAGUAAGGCUGGAAACCUGUAUGUCAGGGGUCUGGUGGCCGUGGUGGCCUGGACCAUGGUUGUGCAGAGGAGACGGACACCCUUGGGGCAGGUGGUGCUGGUCUUGUUGACAGUUGAGGGAAGCGGAGUAGGGGCAGUCAGUGGAGGCAGACAGACUUGUGCAUGAAUGAGCAGGUGGUGGUAGCAUUCUGUGAGCUCGGUUACAGAGCCGAGGGAGCAGCGUUGGACCUGCCGGGCUGGCAUGGCCAGUGUGUGACUGGCAGGAGGUGCAGAGCUCCCAGAACCCUGGGCUGGAGAUAGGUGUGUGUGUGUGUGUGUGUGUGUGUGUGUGUGUGUGUGUGUGUCUAAAGCUCUGGGUUAGUGGACCAUCUUCCCAAGCAGGUGUGUGCUGCUGGCAGAAGCAGGAGUCAGAACCCCUUGGGACCCCAACUUUUGGGAGUAGCAUCGAGAGAAGCCUGUGGGCCAGGAGUGAACAGAAACACCUCCUGAGAGCCAGGGAAGGCCCUCUUGGACCGAGGGAGCAGCAGAAGGUUGUAGGGGCGUGUGUGAACUACGUACAUCCACAGCCUUUGGAUUCUGCAGUGGCCAGUCAAUCUCGGAGUGGGUGGUGUUGAUGGCAGUUGGGGUAGGAUUUGGGGUGCAGAAGUGGAUCACGAAAGGGGGAAAUCCUAAAGCAGGUAGGAGACAAUGCCUGCUGGCCACAGGUGAGGAGUGCCUGUUGAACAGGAAGCCUUUGUUACCACCAGCGGAGAAGAAUGGGUACAGGUGAGUGUUUUAGUUUCAUGGCCAACAGUGAGUCGGUGAUUCCAGGCAGAGGUAGUGGGUGUGAUCACAUGACAGAAAUAAGCCCACCCUACCCCCAUGUUUUGUAUAUCUAGAGAUUUCACAUGGGCUUCUAGCUUCUCUUGUCAAAAG